AUGUCAUAUUUGUAUAAAGUCUGGUGUGCCAAUAGGCAAAAAACAAUAUCACUCGUACUUAAUGAAUCAGAUAACAUGCUGUCGGAUGUUAUUGUAAAAAGUAAUAUCAAGGGCAUUGCUGGCUCUGUUCUUGUUAUGGAAAAAGAUGGCACAAGAGUCGAUGACGAUGAUGUUCUAAAAUUUUGUGCCGGUGAAACUUUUAUGUUGCUGCAGCCCGAAGAAUCGUGGUCUAUACAAAAUGAAAUUGAACUUAACAAAGCAUCUUCUGCUUCACUCGCAUCUAGUUUAAACGACGAAACAUUUUUUUCAUUCUCAUCAAGUUCGCGAUCCAUUUCAUCGCCAACAAAUGAAAUAUCGGAUAAUAACAUACAAUCACGUAAUAAAAAUUGGAAUAGUUUUCGAAUACUAUGGGAUAAUUUAGAGUCAACAGUCAUCGAAGAACUACAAAAUGGACGUCGCAGCAAAUAUGCAAUUAAUGCUGUUGUGAAUCGUACAGUGUCAAAAAUGCGAAAUGUACAAAACUUUAUACCAUCUAAAGCGUUCAAGAUAAUAGCUGAAAAAAUUGUCGAUAAAUACCCACAAACUUUCAAAGAUAUAGAUGAGGACGGUAAAUGUUUUGGAGACGGAUCUCAUACAACAUAUUUAAAACUUCGAGACCGAAAUUGUUAUUUAAACAGACCACAUAUGAAAAGAUGUUUAAGCCGAAGCUUAAAUAUACCACUGAAAAAACAAAAAAAAGUUUUGUCCGCUAAAGCUGGGUGCAGUAAUUGGCAGCCAGAAAAAUAUGUUGAUAACGAAACAGAAGAGACAAUAGAAAAUAAGAGUAAAUUUCUACGUCAAAUAAUCCAUGAUGAUUCAUCAAGAAGCGAUCCUAACAUUCAACAUAAAAUUAAUUCAUAUCUUGAAGCUACAUAUCCCGCGCAAAGAUUGUUUCUCAACAAUGUUCAUAAAAUACCUAGUAUUGAAGAUAUUAAAACCACAUGGCCAAUACUUUUACAAAAAAAAUACAUGUUCUGGCAUUACAAACAACUAAUGGGACAUUCUAUAGAUCUUCUAAAGAAAGAAAUCUUAAAAAAACAAGAAAAAAUACUCACUUACGGACAACAUAAAAAAUAUAACGAUAUCAUUAAUUCAAAUAUCCCUACAGAGCUAAAAUUAAUAAAAAUUAUUAUGAAACAUUUCAAAGAAGAUUUUGAAGGAUUAUUUAAAACAUAUCCUGAAGGAACAUCCUUAGGGGAUAUAAAACUACCAAUUAUGGCACCAUGCAUCGUAAUCAUAGAUGAUACAACAUAUCGAAUGUUUUAUUUAUAUAUAGAAAAUUUAUUGAUUGAAAGGACAUAUUGUUUUUAUGAAGCCUUACAAAUAUUGAUGUCUGUAUAUUACAUUUUCAAUAUGGAAUAUCCCAAAAAUAGUACAUGUACCUUCGAAUUUUUACAAAGAUAUUUUUUAAAUAUUCAUCCAACCGAUGCCUCAAAAUCUCGUAAAGUGUCAACGAAAUAUAAAGUCCUUUCAUUGUUUAAUAAGUUAAGAGACAUAUCAGACAAAGAAAAUAUUACUACACACAAAUAA
This is a messenger RNA of Formica exsecta, 1569 nucleotides long. RefSeq lists its product as uncharacterized. Lineage: Eukaryota; Metazoa; Arthropoda; Insecta; Hymenoptera; Formicidae. Gene Ontology annotation, biological process: apoptotic process. The record is from RefSeq and is a predicted model, not a curated record.